Messenger RNA from Limulus polyphemus (Atlantic horseshoe crab), 674 nucleotides. RefSeq names its product putative eggshell protein. Lineage: Eukaryota; Metazoa; Arthropoda; Merostomata; Xiphosura; Limulidae. Bases 85 to 465 code for a protein of 126 amino acids. The transcript is spliced from 3 exons. The record is from RefSeq and is a predicted model, not a curated record.
AGUGGGAUAUUUAAAGCAAGAGGCUAGAGUGUAUCUACAACUUUUCAAGCUAUCGCAGAUCAUCGGAGCCACAGAAGAGAGACAAUGAGUCAGGUUUCCUUCGUCUUUUUUCUAACUGUCAGUUUCGUGAUCGCUGCUGUCGUAAGUGGUUAUAGCCUGUACAAUUACGACCGAUAUUGGAGGAAACCGUACGACCGUUACGACUACGGGUACGAACGUUACUACGAUUCGCCGUAUCCACUACGAUGGAAUCGACCAUACUGCAUAGAUUUGUACGGCUAUCCCUGCUAUCGAUACGGGAAUUAUUAUGAUCGCUACCCGUAUUCAUGCCGUUACGGAAACAACUAUUGUCAAGAUCCUUAUUACUCUGGUUACUAUGGCUACAGGUACGACUAUGACCCGUACCGCAACUGGUACCCUCGUGGCUACAGUAAAGAAGCUGAGAAAGACGACAAAGAAGAUUAAAGAAACCUCGUGGUGACUUACUGUUGGCGGUGGUUUCCUGACUUCGGUUUCCUUGAACACCGAGUGGCAGAAGGGUCUAUUUUAUUUUAUUUUUCUCCACUUAAACUAUUGAAUCUACGGCCAAUAUACUCUGUAGAAUAUGUGAUGCUGGGAAUUUCUCUCUUAAAGAUGUAAAGAAAAACGAAAUAAAGCAUAAAAAUAACAGAUAA